Messenger RNA from Solanum dulcamara, 503 nucleotides. RefSeq names its product DNA mismatch repair protein MLH3-like. NCBI's taxonomy places the organism in Eukaryota, Viridiplantae, Streptophyta, Magnoliopsida, Solanales, Solanaceae. The transcript has 4 exons. The record is from RefSeq and is a predicted model, not a curated record. The coding region runs from base 240 to 494 and encodes 84 amino acids.
AGCCCAGCUUAUUGAGACAGUAUAUGUGCCUGUUUCUUUCAUCUUCUGUUGUGCUUCCUUUUUGUCUGGCCUUUUAACUAUGGUCUGGUAUGCUUGCUUUACACCAGCUACAUCUAAAUACAAUCAUUCAGAUUAUAUGCACGCUUUCCCAGCAAGCUUGGGCUUUGGAGGAGAUGCUCUGAGCUCUGUUUCUGACGUUUCCUUGUUGGAAAUUCUUACUAAAACUCACGGGAGGCCAAAUGGAUAUCUGUUUGUACCUUGGAAUUGAUGAUUGUAGACAAAAUGUUGGUACUACAGUCAUUUUUCGUGAUGAAUUUUACAACCAACCAGUUCGAAGUGAGUAUGACCUACUUUGCACACGUGUUUCUCCUUCUCCAUUGCCGCUAUUGUCCAAUGGGUUUGGGAUUCAUCUGAGUUCCCUUAAUAAAUUGAAUGCAAUUGAUGGUUCAUUCAAGCUCUCCGGAUACAUCUCAGUCGUGAUGUUUACAAUGUGAAGGUAUAUA